This is a messenger RNA of Colias croceus (clouded yellow), 662 nucleotides long. Its product is annotated as succinate dehydrogenase assembly factor 4, mitochondrial-like. Bases 169 to 522 code for a protein of 117 amino acids. The transcript is spliced from 2 exons. Gene Ontology annotation, biological process: mitochondrial respiratory chain complex II assembly. NCBI's taxonomy places the organism in Eukaryota, Metazoa, Arthropoda, Insecta, Lepidoptera, Pieridae. Gene Ontology annotation, cellular component: mitochondrion. The record is from RefSeq and is a predicted model, not a curated record.
GUCACAAUUCGGUUCUCACUUCACGUUCACAAAUCGCAAUUCAUAGGUACCUAUUUGUUUUUAAAUUUUAAAACUAAUGCGAUUUGAUUUCUACUUGGAUUAUUGAACAGUAUUUUGUAAGUGAAGCAUAGAAAAAUUGGGCUUUUGCUUGGAUAAAAAUAAAUUAAAAUGUUAAAGAUGCAUUUAGUUACUUCUUUAAUUUUUUCUAAAAGUAAUAUACCAAGAAUAUUGAGCAACUUUUCACUAGCUAAAUAUUCACAAAAGCCAACUUCUCCUGAAACCGAGGAAAAUGUGACAAAAGCAGAAUCGAAAAGGUUGGCGGAAUUUCGAAAAAAAUUGAGAGAGACUACUCCUAUAAAAGAUUUGGGAGAGCAAGCGGACUUGUCUCCACCAAAAGAAGAUGUUUUGCCUGCUUGGCCUAAUGACACUAAUCCCCAUACAGGAGAGAUAGGUGGGCCAAGAGGACCAGAACCAACUAGAUUUGGUGACUGGGAGAGGAAAGGAAGAGUAUCAGAUUUUUAGUUGAAAUGUAAAACUUAGUUAUAGUUCACAAAUUGUUUUUUUUUUGUUAAUACAUAACAUAUUUAUUGCAAAGAAAAAAAUCCCUUUUCAAUCGAGGAUAAAGUAUUAUAUAAUAGAAAGGUUUAAAGAAAAUAAAAUGA